UUUCGUUCGCCAAUAGGAGAGCGGGCCGGGGGUGGGGUUUGUAGACUGGCUGCCCCUCAUUGGCUGGUAGGAAGGAAGGCGUGACUUCCACUCGUUCUAUUUAAGAAAAGGACAAAGCCUUUCCAAGACCUUCUCUCUCUCGCCGCCAUUUUGUGUUGACGCAUCGCAAGCCUCGCCAUUUUCUCCUACACGAUGUCCCGUGAUAGAUUCAGGAACCGUGGAGGCGGCGGAGGAGCAGGAAUGAGCAUCUACCGUCGCGGUAGCAAUGGAGGCCGUGGGAUGGGGAUGCAUAAUUUCCGCGGGCACGGAGGAUACAUGGAGCAAAACCGCGGGCCCCCUCCGCAACAAAGGCAACAGCACCAACAACAACAGCAGCAGCAGAAACCUCAGCAGCCGCCGCCACAGAAGGCCCCUCCUCAGCAGCAAGCCCCGGCCCCGGACACCCCGAAGCCGACCCAGCAGGCCGCAGCCAAGCCCCAGACUCCGGCACCGACCCCUGCCGCCUCCCCGCAGGCAAAACCGGCACCGUCUCCGCAACAGAAGCCAGCGAGCACCCCUCAGCAGCCACCGGCCAACAGCAAGCCUCCCACCCCCGCCGCACAGCAGCAGCAGAAACCCGCCGCACAACAGCCACCACCACAACAGAAACCCCCCGGACAGCAACAACCACCACCACAACAGAAACCCGCCGGCCAACCGCCGCAGCAAAAACCGGCCCAGCAGCAGCCCCCGCCGGCCGCUCAGCAACAGAAACCGCCCCAGCAACAGCCUAAAGUGACCUCCCCGCCCGGCAAACCGCUACAGAGCCAACCGCCACCACAGCAACAACAACAGCAGCGGCAGAGGUCGGGGCCCAACCAGGCCGGUCAGAAGAGGCCGUAUUCCGGCCAGUCACGGUUCUCCCAGGAGCCCCCGGUACAACACGAGGAGCCCAUAAAGACCGAGACCACCGAGGAGGUAAGUGACCGGUAACUGGAGGUAAAACCCCCAAACCCAGCCGCCCGCACCGUGCCUGACGGUGAGACAUCGUUAGUUCAUGUUAGUAACCCCGGGCCGGGCACUGGCUUCAACAUCCCGCGCAAUACAGUGAGACCGUGCGUCUACCGGAAGUGCCUAAAAUGGCUGCCGGGGCUGUGGCUGUCUUUGUCUAGACUCCAUUUUGGGACUGUAUCCACUUCCCCCUCCCCCUCCAUGCGCCUAACAUGGACGUCUCGGUCGUAUAUUUGUAUUGGCCUAGCUUGCAAGGUGUAACCUCGAUCAAUGAAUACUUUAGUAUAUCGAUCACAUAUUUGGCAGCUGUUAGGUUGCCCCUCUUCAGUUAUGUUAUUUAAUCUGUUAUUGGUAGAAAACAGAACACUUUCGAGGGUGUGGAUUUAUGUAACAUUUGAAAAAUUUGUUAUUCUGGCAUGGUAAAACUGCACACCGUGUCCCCCUUGGUACUUUAAAUUCCAAUUUGACUUAAAUCAGUUUGUAUUGGUCAGACUGUCUCACUGUAUACUGUAAGACCAAUUGUAAUGAUGUACAUUAUUUAUGAACGUGCUAUUUUUCUUGCACAGAGCAUUCGGGCAUCCCUGUCUCUCCUAAGGAGACCUGGAGAGAAGACUUACACCCAGCGCUGCCGACUGUUUGUUGGUAACCUACCUGCUGACAUUACGGAGGAAGAAUUCAAGAAUUUGUUUGCCAAAUAUGGGGAACCAGGAGAAGUGUUUAUUAACAAAAGCAAAGGUUUUGGAUUUAUCAAACUGGUGAGUCUUCUGACUUUGCUCUGGCAACAUUCUACUUUUUAUUUGAUUUGGUUUCAUUUAAAUUUCUGCAUGUGCAUCUGGCUCUUGCAUGCAUUUAUCGUCAGUAAUGUGUCAUUGUAACUUUGAAUGGGUUUAUGGGGUGCUCCAGGGUAAAUAUAAAUAUGCAAAAGCAAACUAAAGUCUCCUAUAUAGCUCUGCAGCAUAUCCCCAAUUCUGUGUCUCCCAUCAUUUCUCUUGGAAAGUAAAAUGCUUGCAGAAACGUGCCUCUCAUACUGCAGAUUCUUAAUGGUUCUUGCUGUCUCUCAUUGUCAAAGCAUUAUUGAACCUACAGCACAUGCUGGACGCAUACUACUUUCAGCCAGACAAUCUUUUUCUAAUCGUAAUGCAUUAGUUUUAAACCUCUAUCAGAAGCAUUGAGCCCUACAUGCACUUAGUGUGCAAAAAUUUCAGAUUAGGAUGGAGAAUUGCUAUCCUCCUCUCCAGACUAUGUAAAUAAAAAUGUACUUGGUUAAAUAUUUUGAAUAUGUGACAUUGAAGCAUUUGGUUUAUUUAAAACUGGUGGCUGUAUAUGUAAUGUGAGCGAACAUGCUAAUCUCUUGAAAUCUGUGUAAAACUGUAUUUAUUUCCCCUACAGGAAUCAAGAGCACUUUCCGAAAUUGCAAAAGCAGAACUUGAUGAUUAUCCCAUGAGGGGCAGGCAGUUACGUGUCAGAUUUGCAACACACUCUGCUGCUCUCUCUGUACGCAACUUAUCACAAUUUGUGUCAAAUGAACUCUUAGAAGAAGCCUUUAGUCAAUUUGGUCCAGUUGAAAGGGCUAUUGUUAUUGUGGAUGACCGAGGAAGAUCAACAGGCAAAGGAAUAGUUGAAUUUGCUGCAAAGCCAGCUGCCAGAAAAGCAUUUGAAAGAUGUAAUGAAGGUGUCUUCCUUCUGACAACGUAAGUUAAUGUUCUCAUUAUUAUACAAGUGGAAUGCAAGUUGUGGUGUUCAGAAUGAAGUCUGUAAAUUGGACUGUGAUAACUAACACUCUAUAAAUCAAUACUUCAUUUAAAAAACAUAAUAAGCGAAUCUCUACACUUUAUAGAACUCCAAUGCCGGUUAUUGUAGAACCUCUUGAACAGUUUGAUGCUGAAGAUGGGCUUUCAGAGAAGCUUGCUCAAAAGAAUCACAUGUAUCAAAAGUAAGUUGCUGAACAUAGUUGCUAUUCUGCAAUACAUUGUACCAUAGAUAUUAUUUCAGCCUCUUAUUUUACAUGGUCUUGUGUUUUGCUCCAGAGAGAGGGAGAUCCCACCUAGAUUUGCUCAGCAUGGCACCUUUGAGUUUGAAUAUUCAAAGCGUUGGAAGUCACUUGAUGAGAUGGAGAAGCAGCAAAGGCAACAAGUAGAGAAAAACAUGAAAGAAGCAAGAGAGAAACUUGAAAGUGAGAUGGAAGAUGCUUACCAUGAGCACCAAGCAAACUUGCUACGUCAAGGUUAGUUUUGAGAUUCUUCAGGGUUUUUUUUUUUUUUUUAACAUGAUCUGCUAUUGUAAUGUAAUGUUUCCUUCCUCAGAUCUUUCAGCUUUUUCAGUUAUGGUUCCGUUUUUUUGGUAAAUGUUUUGUUUCUCAUUUUUCUGACCUUUCAAUUAAUCUUUGGGCACUUGUCAAAAGAAUAUCCUUAGUACUUCACUUAGUUUGAUUAGAUUAUGUUAAAAUGGGUCAUGAUCUUCAUAUGACUUCUUGAUCUGCCAAGAGGUUACUAUGGAGCAGCUAGUGCCAGAAUGGAGAGAAUUGGGCAAGGUUAUAGGAAAUUCUGCUAAAGUUGACCAAUUUGGACAAGAAAGAAAAUGGUGGUAAAAUUCAUAGGAAGACUGCCUGUUAAACUUAUUUAAGAUGGCAAUAACUACAGAUAACUUGAUUGCGAAAGGAUACUAGUCAGCAUCUCCUAUUGGGAUAUGUUUUGGUACUAUUGACAAAUGGGCUGUGCAAAAAUUAUAAAUUUAUGAUCAAAAAUGAAAUCUAGUAGACAUGCUUGUAGUGUGCACAUGAACAAAAAUGUUGCAUUCAAAGAGUAAGAAUACAUUCUAUACCUGAACGUAGUCUGGAUUCUGUACAACACCUAAAAGAAAGGUAGAUUGUUUGCGGGCAUGUAUGUCGAUGGUGGCAUUUAUGUAUAGCUUAUUUACCAAUGUUUCUGUAGAUCUAAUGAGGCGUCAGGAAGAGCUGAGACGUAUGGAAGAGAUUCAUAACCAAGAAAUGCAAAAACGCAAAGAAAUGCAGUUGAGGUACGUGGACUCUUGUAAUUAAAAAAAAAAAAAUCCCCUGUUUAGCAUAAAAUGUGUUGAUUUUUAUUUGUUUUUGGUUUGACCGUGGCUCUUAUAAGGGCAAUGACCUUUUUGUACUUCGUAGAGUUAAUGCAUGUUACUCUGUAAGCAGACAGGACGAGGAACGUCGCAGACGCGAAGAAGAAUUGUUGCUCCGCCAGCGAGACAUGGAAGAACAAAUGAUGCGCCAGAGAGAUGAUAGUUAUCGUAUGAGUUACAUGGACCCCGUAAGAACCCUUUCUUAUACUGUCUUUAAUGCAUUGACCUAGGAAUUCUCUUGUAACCGUGACUGUCUGCUUUUUAGAGGGAACGAGAAAUGCGCAUGGGAGCGAAUGCAAUGUCCAUGGCAGGUAAUGUAAAACUCUCGUUCAUAUAUAUGACUUUUUUUUCACUUUUGAAACUGCUUCUGAUGUUCUAAAACUUUAAUUUUUUUAAAAAUUUUUUUUAGAUCCAUAUAGUUCUUCAAGCCAAAAGUAUCCCCAGUUAGCUGCGGCAAGCAUGGGCUAUGAGGGCAGCCCUGGGGUGGCUCAAGCUGCUAUUGGUGCAUCCAUGAUUGCAUCAGACAUGGUAAUGUAUCCUGCUGUGGCUUGGUAGUCUAAUAAAAUCUAAUUUUAGAGUCUUAAUAUACUCAAGGAAUAUAUUUUUAUGAUUUAAGCCCUGUGUGAACAUUGUGUUGCACACUAUUUGGCACAAUUCAGUACUGGCGAAUUAACAGGAGCAAACUUGAGUAUUGUAAUCUAGUGUAUCUUAUUUUUUUAUAUAUAUUGGAGAGGGAGGUGGUCAGAUGCAUAUUAAACUGCAACAUGUAACUCAGUAAAAAUCUGCAAAUUGCGCUAUCAGUAGUCAUAAUAGUUUACUUUUAAUAGACGUUCUGUGCUAAUUUCCAUAAUGGAAUACUAAUAUGAACCUCCAAGUUUGUAUGUCAUAGGUGUUUCUUGUUUUUAAUGAAAGUUCUUACUUUUGAGACUCCAGGAGUUUUUUUUUAACUUGUACUUUCUGGCAAACCUUUGUUCAUGAGACUUCUGGUAAGCUCUACCAGAAGAGUCUGCAGACUGUAUGUUUUAGUCCCUUUUAGUUACUACAGCAACUGCACCAGUUUAAUCUAAGCACACUGGUAAAAUGUUGCUACAAAUGGCUGUGCAGACUUUUUUUAUAAUUUUUUUUUUUUUUUUUUUGUAUUUAAAUGUCAGAUGGAUUAUGAGAAACUCCUCAUACUGAAUGUUUUAAUAUCCCAAUGAUGCUAGUACUAAAAUCUGACCACAACUGACACAAUCAGGAAUGCAGUAUUGUGCUCUGCCACUUGAGGACAUCUCAAAGCCAAUUUGCAUUGGAUAUACAUAUAUAUGCAGUUCAAAUUGCAACUCAAUUGGAAAUUCCAUAAAGGCAUUCUGUGCUGCCUAAAUUUAAAAAUGAAUUCAUAUAAUUUGUUUCUCUUCCACAGUUUCGGAUAUAGAAACAGGUUACAAAAGCUGCAGAUCUCUUGUCUGCAACAUUUGAAAGCCCUUUACUUCUAACUUUGCCCAUUCUUCUAAUUGGACGUCCCAUUGCAGCUCAUGUCUUUGCAAAGCAAUGCCCUAGGCCUGCUUCUUGAGUUUAACUUCACUGAGCUAAACUACCAGCUAAAAUAUUUUAAGCCCCUCCACAAAUUCUUAAAACAUUUAAAGUGAUAUGCGCUAUGGAUUAAACUUUAACUGUUUCUAAGCACAAAAUACCAACAAUUCAACAAGUGUUGCGUAGCAUGGGUCUAUUGAAAGAUAUAGUGCCUCAUUGUUCAAAACUUACAGAUGGGUAUAAGUUUAUAUAGGAAGGAUGCAUCUAAUAGUACUAGCAGUUCCGUUUGGUAGAAAAGACACUACUAAAAUCUUCUGUCCUGUAGUCGAUAUUCAGCAGAUGCAACUGUAUCAAAGUAUCUUCAAAAGAUACUAACGGGCUGCAUAGUUGAACUUCUUCAAGGCACACUGUUAAAGUUACAUUUAACAGUUGUGAAUCCUAUUUAUGUAACUCUCCAAUUGAGCAUAUAAGAUCAAACUACCAGAACCUGUUAACGCUCCUCUGGGUAUCUGGAUGUUAACACGUCCAGCUGGAAUUUGAGUGUGGAAGGCAACCAGUUAUCUGCUGAAUAUCUAAUAAAGGACAUAAAAGAUUUUAGUACCGCGUCUUUUACCAAAGAGAACUGAAGGUACUAUUGCAUGCUCUGACUAUAUACUUAUUCCCUUCUGUAUGGUUUGAACACUGGGGAACGUCUUGUUUUGGCUCUGUGAAGGGGUACUUGUAGAACCAUGACAACGGUUUUAAGGGCUAAACGUCUUUUAAAUCUGCACUUUCAUAGAAUGAUCAAAAGCACACUCUUUACACAUAAAGCACUUCAGGAAAUGUAAGUGUUUUGUGGAUCUGAAGUGUCCAGUUGGCAACAUCAAUGUUUUGUGGAUUGAUUGUUCGGUCCUCACUGCAGAAAAUGUAUUGUCAAAAACCUCUGCUGAAAUGUUCCCACAAAAAGUCAGACCUCUUGCUCUUAUUGUUAAGCCUGUGCAUAUGCCAUAGAAAGCUCCUAAGUUUCUUGUGCCUUCAUGAAGGCACAGACUGGUGUAGUAUCUAAACUUUAGAGGAUGCUGUAUUGGGUUUUCAUUGAAAACUGGGCAUGAUGUGCUUUGAGACCUCCUCAGGUUGGAAUGUAGUUUAUUAGGUGUUUAAGUGGUCAGACAAGGGCUAGCUUGUUAAAUGUUAAAACAUUCCUCUUGAUGAAUUUGGUAGUAAUACUUCUGAUUUUGUGUCAUCGCACAUUAAAACAUGUUUAAAACAGGUACUUUGAAAUUUCAGGGUACUGCUGCAAGAAAUCGUGAACCUGUCUAAUGGAUAAUAGCUGGAACGCAAAACUGUAUUCUGACUGGCUGAAAGCACCAAGCACCCAACUAGUAUUUAAAUAGACUUUUUUAAGGGCCUAAAGUAGAAACUCCUUUUUGGAAAUCUGAAUUAAAGGACCACUAUAGUGCCCUGAGGGUGCCCCUACCCUCAGUAACUCUCUCCCGCUGGGCUCUAGGGGGUGGAAGGGGUUAAACUUCUUUCUCCAGCACCGGGUGGGGAGCUCCUCUUCGGCUGAAUGCGCAUGCGCGGCAGGAGCUGCGCGCGCAUUCAGUCAGUCCAUAGGAAAGCAUUGCUAAUGCUUUCCUAUGGACGCUGGCGUCUUUUCACUGUGAAAAUCAGUGAGAAGCGCCUUUAGUGGCUGUCAAUGAGAGCCACUAGAGACUGGAUUAACCCUAAUGUAUGUUUAUAGAAAAAAUGGGUUAAACCUAGCUGGACCAGGCACCCAUACCACCUCAUUAAGCUGAAGUGGUCUGUUUGCCUAUAGUGGUCCUUUAAGACUACAUGACUUAACAAUCAAUAGCUUCACUCUUCCAUUUCAGAAAAUAUGGCUACAUAAUUAAAGGAACACUUCAUCUUGCUAAAGUGUCUUGCCUGGAAUUUUUUUUGAUCAGCAUUUCUAAAAUGUUGAUUUCUCAGUAGAAAUCUGCACUUAUAAUUGAGCGUAGAAAUUCCACCCUGCAUGUCCCUCUGCCCGGAAGGAUGGAUUUCCUCCUUCUCAAGAGCUAAUGAAAGGGGCAAGCCUUUAGAGGCGCACAGCACCACCUGCCUUCCUUCCUCAGUGCAUUGAAAAGCCUCUGGUUAAUUCCCUGGCAAUUUGUCAGGGAAAGGGGGACAGCCUGUGAAGUCAACAACCUUUUGAAAAUGUGGAGGUUGUCUCCCCAUCCCUCCAUAUACUGGCCCAUAAAUGUGUGGAGGGUUUUUUUUUUUUUCUUCCAUUUUUUUCUUUUUUGCUAGAUCUACUAAAUAGUGAAUUUUAAUCAGAAGGCUCUCCAACAUACUUUUGCUAAUUCAGUUUCUUUAGUCUUGUAAAAUAUUAUUUUAUAGUCUGUCUAAUAGACUUUUUCCCAAAAAGUAAUUGCCACCCUCAACAUAUUUAGUUGAGCAAAUAGUGUCACCGCACCACAGUUUUAAAUGCUGCUGAUUGGGGUGAGUUUGAUGCCAAAAGUCAGCCAAAAUAUGGAGUUGCAAAAAUGUAGUAGUUUAGCCGCCACUGGGCAAGUAUGUUAAGAGCCAGUUCAUGUGCGGUUACAUUGUGAUGUCAUCUUGCCAGGAAAAAUGUAAUGUUUAAUUAUUUUUUCUCUCCUUCCCUCUGCAUCUUGGCAUUAUGACAAGAGCAGGAUUGGAGUCAAUAUGGUCUUUGCACACUUACUUGCUGUAUUGGGGGGGGGGGAGGGGGAGGACUUAGCAUGGCUUUCUUUUUUGUGAUGAAGGCUAUAACUGUACUGUUAUAUCUGAGUUUAGGGACAUGUCUCUUUCUAGAUUGGACACAAUAUGCAGGGCCAUGUUUAUGUAUAGAUCUUGUGCAUUGAUUAACUCACAGGGCCAUGAACACCCUAUUUAUCCAUCCUUGCUGGGUUUAGUGCUAUAAAGGCUUAAAUACGUUUAAGCAGAAAUGUAUCACUGAAUACUUUCUCGCUUUUGUAAGAUUUAAAGUAGUAAUUCCGGUUUAAUGUUUUUUUGUUUGUUUGUUUUUUUUUUUGAAACUAUCUCAAAUCUUGUAAAUCAUAUAUUUUUCUACCUGCACUUCUCUAAAACACAGCAGGAGGUCUGUUCAUGGCAAUAGACAUCCUUUAUUCAAGUGUGGGAUCAUAUCAAGUGGCUUGUGUGAUACUUAACUAAUUUGAAAAUUACCCUUUUUUCCUUUCUAUGUUCCUGGUACCUGUGGAUCGGCUCAUUGGUGAUUGUAUCGACGAACCAUGCUGCGGGACCCUUCUAAAAAAACACAAACAUACUAUACACACACGGACAUCCUCUUCUGUAAUGAACUGAAUUUGUGUUCCUAUAGCGCAAUGAGCGCUUUGUCCAGGGAAAUGCAGGGACACCUAAUACCCAAGCUUCCAGAGGGAUUGGAUCAGUGCCCGCUGCUGCUGCUGCAGUUGCUGCUGCAGCUGGAUAUGGGAGGGCUAGGGAGGACUAUGAAGGUCCAAACAAAAAGCCCAGAUUUUAGACUGAAAAUACCUUGAGUAUAAACUGCAAAUGUUCCCUUUAUGUAACUUUUUUACUUUAGUUUUAGUAGGUUUUUUUUUUUAAAUAUGGAUGCUCAGUUUUGUCUCUAAACUUGUCAAUCUGGUUAGUGUAGUAUUGCAGGUUUGUUAAUGUCUCAAACCUAAUAAAACCUGCUUCUUAUUUUAUGGCAGUGAAAGUUCAAACUUUUUUUUUUUUUUUUAUAUAUAUAUAUAUUUUGGGACUGGGAGGGGAAACUAGAUGCUGUAGUACAUUGCUAGUUACUGAAUAGUGUACUGGUAGGGGAUGACAACUUAAUCUGCAGAUAACUGUGGUUGCUAUUUGUUUGGCAAGAUCCCAUUAUGAUUUGCCUCACUGUACUGAUGUCAGUCGCAAGCUCUCAGUUGGGCAGCUACACCCAUAUAUAUUUAUAAACUUGUAUGUGCAGACAAAGUAAAGCGUUAGAUGUUUGCUGAUAUUGUGAAGAUGGUGGCCUAACAAAGUUUGUUUUACUCCAGUGUAAAAUUCCCGCAAAAUGUGGUUCUAAUUUUGGAACUAUUGACCUAGUACUGAGUUGUCAGGGGGAAGAUCCACGUUGAAAUACAUUGUGUGCAACCUGGCACUCAUUGAGCCUUUUUAAUUUUUUUUGUGCGUAGAAUGGAAGCUCCAUGAACUGUCUCUGUAAUGGGUUGUAUUGCUUAUCUUAUAAAUAAAAUAACAAAACUUAAUGUGAAUUUAUUUUUGUUGGGAUGGGUGUUUAGUUGUGUAUGAAACUACUUGGCUGUUACAAUUAUGGAAGAGGUAAAUGAUUGCAUAGGGGAUUAUUGCAUAAACAAAGUGUUCUACUCCAUUUGCUGCUAGCCAAAGGGGACCAUUUAAAAUGUAUUACAAAAUUACACCUGUUCUGCUGUCUACAGAUUAUGCUUAAUUUCUUUAAAACCUAAAAUCUUACUUGCUCAAUUUGAAGUCAGUUUUGUCAGAACACUAUUUUAAAGAUUUAAAAAUUGUCAUGCUGUUUCACUGAAGUCUGACAGUCGUGUUAACACUUCCUGGUUUUGUGUGGUGGUUCCCUCUUUCCUGCUUAUGAUUGCAUGUUGGUUAUAUCAAUGACAAAUUAUGACCUUUCAAUGCUUUCAAUAACCAUUUCUAUACUACACAAAUUAUCUAGUACUCAUUGUAAAGGAUUCUUUCGAAUGCAAAACUCUUUUAGUAUCUCUUGUGCCUGUAUCAUCUCUGUAAAGAUGUUGAUCUUGCCGAUGCCAAAUAAUGGAUAGCUGUAGCUAGGGCAAAAGGUGUGCAGUGUUUAAUUUUUUUUAUUUUUUUUUUAAAUUUGACAAUUGCACCAAUUUUUGUAUAUUGCUGCAUAGAGAUGCAUUUCUAGUGGAUUUUUAAAAUUGCUAAAGUUCAGGCAAUAAGUGUUUCCAAUUAUUAAAAUUUAAAUGUUUUAAUUUUAAAUAGGUUUCACUAACCUACUAUAACUGCUCUACAAAACAAUUAUGGUUAUUGGAGAAAAAUUUUUUAGCACAAGUAGUGGGUGUUUCUUUGUGUGCCCCUUUGGAUUUAAUUUCUAACAAGGUGUAAUGUUGGAAGAACACUUGAUUUAUGCAAUACCACUGGAAAUAACUGAAAUUCUAUACGUGACUUUUUUAUGCUAAGUUUUGUAACCUUGCUACAAUAGUCUCAGGCUUCUCCUCCUGCUAGCACUAUUUAAGUGUUUAAUUCCUCUACUAUGUAUCUUGAUGGCUGAGUUCAGCUAAAUCAAGCUGCAUAUAGGGAAGCUGAAAGGGGGUCUUGAAUACUGUAAAGUUAACAUUUUUCUUAUAAAGGCUGUAUUUAAAAAAACAAAAAACCCGAAGGCCAAUGUAAAGCUGGCAGUACAUUUUAUUCCGUAAGUUAAUGCAUAGCUUUUAAGCUGCCUGAAUUUCUUAUGUUGCUAAGACAAACUGGUGUUAAAUUGGGUAUGUGCAACAAAAUAUAAAGGCUUUUAUUAUUUUUGCUAGUCCUUCAGUGCUGUGCAGAUAGCUGAAGAUACAUUGUGGUAUGUUGCAGAGUUGUUAUAACUAAUGAUGGCAAAGUGCAAAGGAUUUUGAAUUUUUUAUUUUUUUAUUUUUUUUAACCACAAUCUAUGUAGCCUCUGUAAUAAUAUAGGCUAAUGCUGCAUUACUACAAACAGGUUAAACUCUGAACUAAAAGUAGAUUUGGGGUUAACAACUCUGUAUAGUGAAUUAUCCUUUUCAACCGUUAUUUUGUACAUGGGACAUUAAGUGUGCUUACUAAAGUCCCAAUUCUCCAUUUUCUUCAGUGCAGUACCUUUUUCAAUGUGGCUGCUAUGCAAAUUUUCUUGGCAAUUCUGUUAAUGCACAUGAGCUGUUUACUGAACUGUAUUUUGGCUAACUAAAAGUAGAAUUAAAGAAUACAGGUUAAAAUGGCAAAGUACUGAUUGAGAGACCCCAAAAUGUUUGUCUUGCUGAAUGUCACCUGCAAUUAACUUGGUGCCUUUAAUUCCUUUCAAAGGAAAUCUAUAAUGUAAACUGACAAGAAGUUGUAGACUUCAAGACAACAUAGCUGUAUUGGAGAAAAUGGCUGACUUAAUUUUGCAGUUGACUUGGCUUACCAAUGUUCUCUGCUCUAUAGUGGAGUCUGUGUGGUUUUAAAACUCACCAGCAUGCAUGAUGUGACUUGCAAAACCUAAAACUAUGCAGUCCAGUGUGCACACAAAGGGUCGUUGAUGGGUGCCCUCAUUGGUUUCUUUUUUUAUAUAUAUAUUUUUUUCUGCCUUAAUGUGUUGUCUAAAAGGCUGACUCGAAUAUCAAUCCCUGCCAACACAUCUUAUACACCCUACAUUAGCUUUUCUUGGGGGUUCUGUGUAAAGUUGCAUCACCAGCCAUUUUAUAAACUGCUCUUAAGCCAUCCAUAGUUUCAUAUAUAAUUUUUUUUUUUUUUUGUUCUGCCCUUCGGGUUUGAACCUGUAUCUGCAUAUUUAAAGUUCAUUCAUUUGUAUGCAGUUUUAAAUAAGUUAACACAUUACUAAAAACUUGCCAGAUGGCAUCUUAAACAUUGUAUAAUGACUAAAUAGGAAAAUUAUUAAAAUCCUGCAUGUGAGUGCCCAAAUUAUGAAAAAGUUUGUUCUGAGCUAGUUACAUUAAAAAAAGCCUUGUAACAUGAAGUUGUUUCCUGAAGCAAUGUAGUAUGGCGUUAUAAUACAUUCUGGUGCCUUUUGGCUACACAAACAUUGGCACUGCCUGUAGUUUGCUGUAUUACAUUUUGACUGCUAUACAGUUGCUUUGUUCCUGCAUAUAUGAGCAGGUUCUGCAAUUUAGGCUACAUUUAAGACUAAUUUUACUUAUAUUUUUUUUACAAAUACGUAGCAUUCAUUGUUGCAGGCUAUUAAUGUAAAUCCAGAUGGAGGUGUGUAAUUAUUGGAAGUCUGUCUACAUUGGCAGCAAGAGACCUGGGAAGCAUUAUAUUGUAUUUCUUAAUGAAGCUUUAGCCACUUCAAGUGCACUUUAACAAUCUUAGUGGCCGUCUGUAGCAAGUAUUUUCUGCAGUGCAUAACUUUGAGGAACAUAGUGCUACUGGACUGUAGGAUCCCGGAUGUAGUAAUCCCCGCUUGCUUGAAGAUGCUCAUUGCUGACUGCGUUCAGGUAGGUACCAAAAUACUCUACAUUAACAUAAUAUGAAAUGCUAUUCUGACAUGACCUUUCUGUUGAGUAGAAUACAAUGCAGCACUUAAUAAAUGUUUGUAUUUUCUUUCAUGUAAAACUAUUUUAGAAGCGACGACCACUUACACAGCAGGCUGUUGACUGCUGUGUAACUUUGUACCGUAGUGCCUUUGCAAUUUUUUUUUUAUUUUUUUUUAUCCUUGUUACUAUUUGCUUUAAUGGGUUAUAGACUAGUGUAUUGCACUGUACCUCAAAUUGGACCCGUUCAAAUAUUACCUAUAACAUAAGGCAGGUGUGUGACUUUCAAAAAUAGAUUAGGUCACAUCAUGUCAGUGGUGUGCAAGGAUUAUUAGAAUGUACUAUGUAGUGCUGCAUUCUGUGUUCACUUGCGUCUUCCGGAAGGAAAACUGUCUUGCCUUUCAAGUUAUUUUAUUAGGUCUAUACAAUUUAAUUAGCAGCAUGUUGAUUGUAGUCUCCUGCAGUUGACAAUUUUGCCUCUGACAUCCUUGUUUUCAACAGCAGCUGGAAAGGCACUUGGUGAUCUCCUGUCUACGUGUGUGUGGGGGAGGGGGGAGGGAAUGGCGGCUUACAGCCUGCCUGUAUGAAUCAAAGAAUUGUGGGAUAUACAUUUGUAUUUACGUACAGUCAAUAGUAACUUCAGUUUGUUAAAUGCAAGUUACAUUGUCAAAUGGUACAGCCAGCUACCUUGAAUGCUCACCUCAGUCCUGGGUGUUGGGUAAGCAUGCCAUUAUAUAUAUAUAUAUUUUGCAUGCUGUGUGUGUAUAUAGUCUGCUAAAAGUGAAAGCCGACUUAACCGCAAUACUGUAAACUUCUGACCAUUCAAGUUGUUUGUCACUCAGUCUAUUUUCAUAGAUAAAUGAGUAAUUUUCACUUGGUACCAAACUCACUUCUGACUCUGUGCUGCACUAUUUUUCCUUGACCUGUAAUGCAGAAGAACUUUCAAGCACAGAUAAUACAACAUGCCUCUAGCUUAUCUUGGACAAAAUCUUUGUAUUUAUUAACUUAAAUACGUCUUAGAAAUGGCAAUUUUUAGUAAAUACUAGCUUGAAAAGAUCUUAAACUUCAAGGAGAUAGGUUUAUAUUUGAAAUUCUGCCUCUUUCAAUUUUCUGCUUUUUGUUAUAAUUGUACAAAGUUACAUUCUAAUUGUACCUUGGCAGUAAUGUUCCUUAGGGAAACUUCGAAUGCUGCUUGGCCUUUGCUUACAACAAACACCAAUGCUUGCCUUGGUCAUAUCAGAAAAUUGAGCUUAUAUUGCUUGAUUUUCUUCUAGAACAGUGGAUUUUUUUUUAUUUUAAUUUUUUUUUUAUUAUAAAUCCUCCUGACCAAUCUGUUUAGCGAAUAUUUAUUUUGAAUGCAGUUUUUUGGUUUGCCAAACUGGAAUGCUUUUUGUUUUUUAGGUUGUGCUGAAGAUGUUAUGAGCCACACUGAUGGCUGUACCAGGGGUUGGGUUGCAGUCUUUAACUAGUUGAUAUUUUGUAACUAAACUGGUAUUUCCCAACUCAUUAGUUUGGGAAUACCUAUCUAUAUGAUGGUCUCAGUACAUCUGCAUAGGAAUAAAGUUCAGGUACCCAAUUGUUGGAUGCCUUGCCGACUUGAAGAAAAUCUCUUUCAAUAUUGUUGCUCAAAUGUGAGUUUUAAUGCUAUUGCCAAAAAUACUCUAGUUAUUGAACAUGUAAAGUAGUUGAUUGCUUUAACCUGGAAACUGUCUCUAAAGUUGGUAGAGCUACCAUAGUAGCUUGCCAUUUUAGUUGUGAUUAAAAUAGAAAUUGCAAAUACGUUUGCACCAAUUUCUUGAUCUGUGAGAACUCGCAUCCAUGGUAAUGCCUCAUGACUUAAAUUGAUUGCCAUGUGAAAUACUUUGUAUUAUACUUGGCACACUGUAGCGUUUCACAUGUUUCAUGGUAACCUAUAUUAAGUUACGGUAAAGUGCUGCAUUGUAUUCUCUUUGGACUAAUCUUGAUUGUCAAUUUAAAACUACAGAAGUGCUGUCAGAAUAUAUUAAUCUGCAUUAACGUUUCAGUCCUUUAAUAAAAAAAACUAAUUUAUGCACAUUCCAAUUUUAUGGGUGUAGACUUAUAGCAUUUAAUUUAAAAAAAAAUAAUUUUACAUUACAGUGGCUGUAUUUGCUGGUGUUUAAGACAUCCACUAUUUGGACUGUAGCUUUAAGCAGAUUUGUGGGGGGAGUGUAAUGGAAAGUUCUCUACUUCUGGGAUUUCAUAACAGGAUGUGUAACAUGUGGAGCAGUAGUUUUAGUAAACGGUUUCCAUCCUUAGUAUGCUCUCCCGUUUGACCAUAUGGGAGUCAUGGCAGCUGUACUCCUUGAAUUGUUACUUGUAACCUAAAGCUAGUUAAGAUGUUUCCAGUUUAUUUUUUAUUUUUUUUAGUCCUACUUUUUAAUAGAGCUGGAUACAACAACUAAAUGCCCUUUAAAGCAGUCUGUCUGCUGGGGUUGCAGUACUUACGGACUGUGAGACUACAUUAAACCUAAUGAUCCUCAAACGUUAAUAUUUGACUAUUUAUUUCAAGGCUGGGCCUAAAGAGCUGCCACUUCUGACUUUGUUAUAAACAUGCUAAAUGGCAUUGAUAUGUAGUCACGGAUCAAUCCUGAUGUAAUGCAUUAUAGCAAUAGUCCCAUGGAUGGGCUUUGACUUUCAUUAGAGACUGUAGAAAUCUCUUUAAUAUUGGGUCAGUAUUUGUAAUAAAGGAAUUUGAGCUUUCUAUACUUUAAUGCUGAAAGGCUGAUAUUUUCUUAUCUAGUGAUUUUUGCAAUGCUUCCGUUUUGACAAGUUACCUAUCUUUUUUUUUGUUUUUUUUGUUCCAGCAGAUUCCUUUUAUUUUUGUGGAUAAUAACUUUCUCUUGUCAUUCUUUAGGUAAGAAAGACAGGUAUUGGUUGACAUCUGCUUGACAAGUUUUGCAUUAAGGUAAGUUCACCUGAAAGGUGCUCAAAAUGAAAGUUCCUCAAGUGCCAUCACUGGUUGCAUGGUAUUCAAGUACUGACAUUUAGUACUUCAGGUUUUAUGGAUCAGAGUGCUGUUUAAAACUGAGCUUUUUAGUGUGUGUGUUCUGAACUACAAAUAUCCAUUCUGUGUAUAUUUUGUUUGCACACACUAGCAACAUGUGACGAGAGCAAUCUCGCCACAUUGCAUUGGAGAAGCCUGGUUGCUCGCCUGUUGCCUUUGGAUUAUGGCCCCAUGUUAAAAGGCUUGAUUUUCCCCUGCAAAGGCAAAGCCGGGUCAUUUGGUGCUUGCCCUGUUUGAGCAGUGAUACCCCAGAUAGCUAUGCCAUGGAGCCCAUUCGUAUAAUGAAAGACUUUGGCUCCAUGGCAAUUGAACUGUAUGUGUGUGCUCUGAGCGCCAUUCAGUAGUAAUGUGCGCUCAGACCUAAGCUAUCUGGGCAUAUGUUGCAUGUCUGUAUUUUAUGUCAUAAAUGUAACUUUGUGUAUUUUAUUGUAUUUUAUGGUCUUUUUGCUGCCAUGUGUUCAAUGGAGUUUUGCCUCUGUCUUUGGAGAUAAUUGGAUUACCUAUAAUUAUCUCCAGGAUAGAAGACUCUGUGGAACUGGUUUUGGGCAGAAAAGCCAUGCUUUCUGUGGUCACAAAGGACUACGAUCUAUCUUUUGAACCACUGGACCAAUUUGUAUGAUUUUGACGUAUGUUUGUAUUUGGAGUAUGCUGAUUCUGAAAAUGUAAUUAUGUGAAUGUGAUGCAUACUUUUCAAGUUAUGAAUAAUGUGGAAAAAUAGUAUUUUUCUGCUUGUGCUAAAUUACAUUACCCAUUGUGUAAGGUAACUGAAUCACAUGCAGAGGGGAGGAAUUUGUGUGGGAGUGUCUGAGAGUAUUGUAUGUGUUUAUUGGUUGUGUUCCAAAACCCUGUGGGUGGUACUAAUAUGUAAGAAUGUGUACAUAAGCACAAUAAACCCACAGCUCUGUCUGUUCACUGCUUGACCCUCAACACGGAGCUUUGUCUCGUUCUUGGGGGGAUUUACUGUAUGCUGUUCCAGCUCGACUGCUAGAGUAAACCUAUUCGUAUGGGUUUUUCCUAUUCGGCUGUUUACAGCAUUCAUAUGGUUUCCUGUUCGGCAUCUCUGGAAAGGGGGACGAUCGCCUAAACAGUUUUUACCCCUUGUGUGCAAAACGGUCCAUUACACAACAUACUUAAUACUCUUCCCCUUUGCAGGCAGAGCACCUGCAAAGAAAGAUGGCUUCCCUGUCCCACCCUAUGGGCACUUUCCUUUACAGGCAUACACUUUUUUUUUUUUUAAACUCCUGCUUCCUCUCUCACCCACAUAUUCUGUGCUGACCAUUGGUUGAGUCACAUGCAUCUCCCUGAAAGUCCUGUUAGUGGACUGUACAUGGCCCUAUAACAUUGGAGUGGCGAUGAUCAGCGCCAGGAGCUUUGCUUGGCACUGGUUUUCAGGUGGGCAAGUAGGAUGCCACUCUAUACCAGACUUUUGAUAUAUUUUUCUGCUGCUAUAUUCCUCAUCGGACAGAUUAAUUUCAAAAUUAAUUCACGGCAUAGUUGACUUUUUGUGUCAAGUCUCAUUUUUUUCGACUAUUGUACGUUGUGGUCAGGCAUUUUUGUUUCUGUCCUUAAUACUGUUGGCAUUACCAAUUUAUUCACUACUCUUUAUUGUAAUCUAUUUUUUUUUUUUUUUUCUUAUACUUACCUAUCAUAUCUAUUUUAUAGCUGCCCUUUUCUAUAGUUACUUCUGUGGUGUUACAUCUAUUUUGAGCAGUUUUCUGUUCAUAUUCUUGUAAUUCCCCUGUUUCUGUUUCUAUCACCUAUAUUCACACCACCAUUUUUCAUAGUCUCUUAUACAUUCCUUCUGAUUUCUCUCUUGGUCUAUACUUUUAUCCUUACUGCUGCCUUAUCUAUAUUUCUAUAUAGAUCUAUGUUUUUUCCAUAUUCAUAUAUUUUUAUCUAUUAAUUAGUUUUUAUUCUGUAUCCUUUAUUCUUAUUAGAUCUCCUGGUACGUGUAGGGCUUACCACCUACAGUUUUUUGGUAUUUUCGUUUAUGCCUUUAUGUGGGGCUAUUUAUACUAGUUGAGAUCUUUUUCUUCAUCCUCAAUCCUUACCAUUUUCUCCAUUUAUUAGGGCUAGUUCUCCCUACCCAAGCCUAGCAAGAUGCCACUCUGUUUCCUUAAUGUGUAACUGAGAUUUUCCUUAAGAAAAUUGGGUUUGCUAUUUUGCCCAACGCUUUUCAUCUGAAACUUUACUGCUGUACGCUAAAGGCAGAAAGUGAGUUGGUAAACAUUUUUUCACUUUACAAAGCAGCCACUAUAUAGGGUCUUAUUAAUCUCUAAGCAAAGGUUAAAACUGCUGUAAAUUAACUGAAUAUUAAUGGUGCACAAUUGUGUAGAACCUGCAAGCUUUUAUUUGUGUAUAGAUAAAAAAAAAAAAAAUGGACUAACAUUUUUUUUGUUGUUGUUGCAGGCUUAAAUUGAAAUGUCAUCCAGCCUAAGCUCUUGGAAUAGUCAUCUGUGGAAAGAAUACUUAAAGGUGUGUUGUUGGAAAGCUGAACAGUAACGGAAUAUAUUUCAGAAUUUGAAUUAUUGGUUUCUAAAAGUGUGAGCUUGUUCUAAUUCUUCAGAAUUAAAGUGACCUCAAACCGUUGCAUUUUAACCUAGUCUAAAAAAAGUCUAGCACAAUAUUUGGUCUAAAAUUCUUCGUGUAGAAGGAUGAAAAAUGCAGAAAACAAAUAUUGUGCAUUACACACUCAACUGCAUAACACUGUACUCAAGUAAUUCUGGCAAAGAAAUUAGUACUUGAGAUCUAUCUUUGUACAACAAUAAACUUAGGCUAAAGCAGGUAUUUAGAUGCUAUAUCUAGAUUGCUAUAUAGAAUAACUAAGUUGAUCAGUCACAACAGCUGUGGCCAAAAUGUACUUCCACUGCAUCUGGAGAUGUACCUUUUGACCAUGUUUAAUCCAAUUGUAUUCAGUGUAAUGACCGCUGUGUUUAGGCCUAAAACUGCCCAGGAGUGAACAAAUACUUGUCUGUCAAGUCACAUAAAAAUGUGCCUCCCUCUUCUCCUUUGACCCUGAACAUUAUUUGCUUUCCUCUAUUUUAGACUGGUGCCUUUACUUUAGUCAGAAGUGGUAAAUGGCAGUAUUGUUUGCAUUCUGUAGAACUCCGUGGUAACUUUUAUUUUUCCUUUUGCAGGAGAAUGAACAUCCAGUACUUUAUUUUUAAUAAAUUAUUAAAAAAAAAAAAAGAA
Molecule: messenger RNA, 18966 nt
Organism: Pelobates cultripes (western spadefoot toad)
Lineage: Eukaryota; Metazoa; Chordata; Amphibia; Anura; Pelobatidae
Source: the annotation of a GenBank genome assembly